This is a messenger RNA of Schistosoma spindalis, 558 nucleotides long. NCBI's taxonomy places the organism in Eukaryota, Metazoa, Platyhelminthes, Trematoda, Strigeidida, Schistosomatidae. The record is from the annotation of a GenBank genome assembly.
AUGACCAGCUCUAAUUCUGAUGAUCGCAAUAUUUUCGUCUCACCGUUUUUGAAUUUCGACCCAUCUAUUUUGAUCUCGAAUCCCGAAGAGCAAUUCAUCUUUCCUGAAGGGGAGAAACGUCGAGGUCGCUUUGAGCGAUCGUUUUCCGAAAUCGGAGCUAUGGUUAUUGGGGGUGCAUCUGUUGGGGGGAUCAAAGGAUUAUACAGUGGUUUUAAAGAUUCAGAAAUAAAGAAUCUUCCGACACUUGCUAUCAGACGAACUCAAAUGCUGAAUCAUCUGACUAAAUCCGGAGCAACACUUGCUCAGACUGCAGGUUCGAUAGGGUUUAUAUAUGCUGUGGCAGAUUUUUUGAUCUACAAAUUACGUGGUAAUGCAGAAGAUGAGAUAAAUACAAUGGCAGCAGCUACGACUACCGGUUUGGUGUAUACCUCUCCUGGAAUGUUUAAACCAGGUGGCUGGAAACGUUGCGGCUUUGGUGGGGUAGCUGGAUUUGCUGUUGGUGCGAUCGCUGUUACUGUUACAAGCUGGUCUAGAAUAAAACAUAUGCUUGGUGGAUAA